CUUCCGGGGCAGGUGCCGGCCUCAACCAAGAUGGCGGCGCCCAGGCGCCCCUAAGCGGAGGGGAGGGGGGCGCUGCGCUGCCCGAGGGGGGCACCGUUUCCCCAUGGCGCUGAGCGGCCGCUGCACGCUGCUGGCGGCCGGCAGGCUCCAGGCACGCGGAGCGGGUUUUCGUUUUGCAUCAACUACGGCAAGUCUCAAACCAGAGAGCGAAGUGGACACGAGGGAAAAUGAGGUUGUUGCCUCAGACUUUACUAACAGGAACCCUCGGAACCUGGAGCAGUUGGCACUCGCUAGGAAGGAGCGCGGCUGGAAGACAACAUGGCCAAAGCGUGAAUUCUGGCACAGAUUACGGCUGGAGCGGACGCAGCAUUACGUAGAGGCCUUUGUUGAGCGCUGUAACGGAGAUGUUGUAGUAUCUGCCUCUACUCGAGAGUGGGCAAUAAAGAGACACCUCUACAGCCCCAGGGGGGUAACAGCGUGCAGAAACCUUGGCCGUGUAAUGGCGCAGCGCUGCUUGGAAGCGGGAAUCAACUUUGUGAACUUUAAAGCUGUUAUUCCCUGGGAACGUCGUUGUGACUCGAUUCAAGAAUUUGAAAAAGCUAUGAAAGAGGGUGGUGUUGUUCUGCAAGAGCCACGAAGAAUUUAUCUGUAAAAUGGAGAUCAUCGGGAAAACUUUCCAAGGAAAGUGGAGAACCACUUCUUUAGGUGUGUGUACAGGCAAAAUGAAGGUCCAGGAAUGGAAAAAUCUGGAGUACAGCAUCUACUAAUAAAACAUUUUUAAAUGGG
Oxyura jamaicensis (ruddy duck) is the source of this 786-nucleotide messenger RNA. RefSeq names its product mitochondrial ribosomal protein L18 (gene MRPL18). Gene Ontology annotation, cellular component: mitochondrion; ribosome. The transcript has 4 exons. The record is from RefSeq and is a predicted model, not a curated record. Gene Ontology annotation, biological process: translation. The coding region runs from base 104 to 652 and encodes 182 amino acids. NCBI's taxonomy places the organism in Eukaryota, Metazoa, Chordata, Aves, Anseriformes, Anatidae. Gene Ontology annotation, molecular function: structural constituent of ribosome; 5S rRNA binding.